GCAGGUCAAUUUGGACAUCAACAUGGUUGUGAAUUGUAUAAGGUUUUGGCUCUGUAUAUAUGCUUUCAUCUGACAGAUAAACCCACAAACUCUACCCUACUUGUCUACCACCAUGAGCGUCUUUUAUCACGAGGAUCCACCACCAAAUUCUUCCAAGAUAUCCAAAUUUCUCUCUGCAGCUUUGAAGGAUGCUUUCUGCAACUGCCAUAAUUUUGGUGGACGGCUUCCGACUGCAGUCCGGGAAGAGGAGUAUCCGACAAGUGACUUUGAUGAUGAACAAGAGGUAGUUGUUUCAGCCAUUAGAAGCGGAGCAAUGGAGAAACUUCGACACAGGCCUAGCCUUUUGACGGAUAGCUUUUCCUGGGUGUACUAUCCGAGGACCGGAGAAUUGUACAUGACUCCCAAGGCAGCCAAAGGAAAAGAGAAUUAUGAUGGUGAUGAAGAUGAGGAUGAUGAUGAAAGAGAAGAAUUUGUGUCUGCUGCAAGUUAUUUCUCCUGCUGUUCCAGUGCUGUGAGUAGGGAACCUUUCUAUUCCGUGAAGACCAACUUUUCACGUAGUUCAAGCUUGAAUGGGAUUGAUCUUCCAGAGUUUUGGAGGCGCUCGAUAAUACAGGAGCUGUGCCAUUGUGAGGGCUGGCCAUUUGGUCUCUGCAGGAAGGCUGUGCUGCUUCCACCCCUACCUAAAUCUCCCUCUGAAUCCUGGUCAUGGCGUAAAGGCACUAGAAUUCUUAAGAUGCCUUGAUUUUCUAAGUUAAUCUCUAUCACUCUCUCCUACCACUUUUUCUUUCUUUUCAUUUCUUUUCUUUGGGCAAAGGGUUCAAAAGAGUGACAGAAUAAAGGGAGAGGGUUUACAGUUAAAUUUUCUUAUUCUUUUUUGACAUUUCUCAAUCCUUUUGGAAUGAUCCAGUGAAAAUAUCAUUGCGUGCAAGCGAAAUUCAUUCC
Molecule: messenger RNA, 942 nt
Organism: Juglans microcarpa x Juglans regia
Lineage: Eukaryota; Viridiplantae; Streptophyta; Magnoliopsida; Fagales; Juglandaceae
Exons: 2
Coding region: 113-742 (209 amino acids)
Source: RefSeq, a predicted model, not a curated record